CAGUGAGGAGGGCGUGGCCUGCGGUAAAUUAAGCAGUAAACUGCGGAUGGGAGAAGCAGAGAGAAACCGCACUUCUUCAUCCAUCCGUGCAGCUUUACCUUUCGCCUUCAUCACUCUUCUAAAAUGUUGAGGUUGGACGUUCUGGCCCCGCUUCUCCUCCUCUCCAUCCUGUUGCCGGGCUACGGUUGCCGGGCGGCGGACAUUCCAGAGGACACUACAUCAGAGUUCUCCUUCAGACUGUACCACCAACUGCAGGCGGAGGGGGGUCAGGAAAACAUCAUUUUUUCGCCUCUGAGUGUGGCGCUUUCCCUGGGCAUGGUGGAGCUGGGAGCCAGAGGGGCCUCACUGGAAGAGAUACGACAGACUGUGGGAUUCAGCAGCCUGCUUCCUGGCGUGGAGUUCUCUCUGCUCCAGAACCUCACAGCAGCUCUUCUGGAUGACGACACCCACCACGUGAUCCGAUGCGCAAACAGCCUCUUCCUGCAGGAAGGCGUCUCCUUUAACCCGGAGUUCCUGCACCUGGUGAAGAAAUACUUCCGAGCCGAGGCGGAGACGGUGGACUUCAGCGACUCCACGGCAGUUGCCGAUCAGAUCAACAGCUGGGUGGAAAACCACACAGAGAGUAAAAUCAGGUCUCUGCUGUCAGCCGAGGACUUCAGCAGCGUGACGCGCCUGACGCUGGUGAACGCCAUUUACUUUCGGGGCUCCUGGAAGAACCAGUUCAGACCAGAGAACACCAGGACCUUCUCCUUCAGCAGAGAUGACGGCUCUGAAGUUCAGACCCUCAUGAUGUAUCAGCAGGGAGAUUUCUACUACGGUGAGUUCAGCGAUGGCUCGCAGGAAGCUGGUGGUGUGUACCAAGUCUUGGAAAUGCCCUAUGAAGGAGAGGACAUGUCCAUGAUGAUUGUGCUGCCACGCCAGGAGGUGCCACUGGCCUCGCUGGAGCCCAUCAUCAAGGCUCCUCUGCUGGAGGAAUGGGCUAACAAUGUCAAGCCACAGAAGGUGGAAAUCUACUUACCCAGGUUUAAGGUGGACCAGAAGAUGGAUCUGAGGGACACUCUGCAGGAGCUGGGAAUCAAGAGUAUUUUCACCACUGAUGCUGAUCUCUCCGCCAUGACAGAUGGGAAGGACCUGUACAUCGGAAAGGCUGUGCAGAAAGCUUAUCUGGAGGUGACCGAGGAGGGGGCAGAGGGAGCUGUUGGCUCAGGAAUGAUUGCCCUGACCAGGACUUUGGUGUUAUACCCACAAGUCAUGGCCGAUCACCCGUUCUUCUUUGUCAUCAGGAACAGAAGGACAGGCUCGGUCCUCUUCAUGGGCAGAGUGAUGACCCCUGAGGUCGUGGAGCCCUAUGACAGCUACUUUGACUCCAUUUAACCCAAUGACCAGGGCGCUCCCUGUCAGCCAAUUAGAUCCUGGCAUCACAAAAGCUACCUAUUCUCUACCACCAUCUCUAACUGUGUUUUAUACUCUUGACAAGAUGAUAUAACCAAAUAUUAUAUGAUGAAUUAAAUAUAAACAUCUUUGUAAUUACAAUAUAUUGCCAAAGGUGUUCGAUCCUCCA
This is a messenger RNA of Oryzias latipes (Japanese medaka), 1561 nucleotides long. RefSeq names its product serpin peptidase inhibitor, clade I (neuroserpin), member 1 (gene serpini1). The record is from RefSeq and is a predicted model, not a curated record. Gene Ontology annotation, biological process: negative regulation of endopeptidase activity. Gene Ontology annotation, molecular function: serine-type endopeptidase inhibitor activity. NCBI's taxonomy places the organism in Eukaryota, Metazoa, Chordata, Actinopteri, Beloniformes, Adrianichthyidae.